This is a messenger RNA of Colletotrichum siamense, 933 nucleotides long. RefSeq lists its product as uncharacterized. The record is from RefSeq and is a predicted model, not a curated record. NCBI's taxonomy places the organism in Eukaryota, Fungi, Ascomycota, Sordariomycetes, Glomerellales, Glomerellaceae. Bases 1 to 933 code for a protein of 310 amino acids. The transcript has a single exon.
AUGCAGCAGCGAGUAGUCCCAACAACCCAGCCCGCCGGCGCGCGCACCCAAGCCCGCGCCGCCGGCCCCCGAAGCGGCCCCCCCUCCAUGGCAAACGCCUCCCAGAACCGCCGCUCAUACCCUCAGCCGCCGCCCGUCAACUCCCAACUGCCCCCCUACGCCGGCAACCCCGAAGACGAGUGGUCCCCGGCCUCCCGCGCCGCCGCCGCCGCCGCCGGAGGAGCAGGGGCAGGUGCAGGAGGCUACUCCCGCCGGCGCACAGAACGCCACGCGCGCCGCCAGUCCUCCACCUCCGGCGCGCCCACUGCCUCCGACCCCGCCCUCCAAAUGUCCGGCGGCGCCGCCUCCUCCUCUCCCCGAAUCAACAACAACGGCGACCACCACCCGCAGCGCGCGCCCUCCAACCCCGCCGGCCUGCGCCCGCCCUCCCCACCGACGGCCGGCAUGAACCUCGGCCUCGCCGGCGACGAGAUCUCGCGCCUGCAGAGCCCCUCCAUCUCCAAGAGCGUGCUGGAGCCGCUGCAGCGCAAGAUGCUCGAGUACCACAACCUUAUGGAGGAGGCGCAGGGCCAGAUGACGCAGCUCGACGCGGAGCUGCGCGCGCUGCAGGAGCGCCGGCGCCAGGCCGAGCAGCGGUUUGUCGACGCCAAGGGCAAGCACGACGAGUACGAGCGCCAGCACCUCGACGUCGAGAAGGCCCUGCGCGGGGACUACGCCAUGCCGAUCCCCCAACCGCAGCAGCAGCAGCAGCAGCAGCAGAUACACCCGCAGGCGUCUUCGCAGCAGCAGCACCAGAUGUACAACGACAGCCCGCCGCGGACGCUGGGGCGCCCGGCGUCGAGCAUCAUGAGCUACGACGAGAGGCCGAUGAGCGGGCGCAGCUCGAUGCAGGGGAAGAAGGGCAAGUUCCGGAUUAGUUUGUUCGGGAGGUAG